Rotaria socialis is the source of this 366-nucleotide messenger RNA. The record is from the annotation of a GenBank genome assembly. Lineage: Eukaryota; Metazoa; Rotifera; Eurotatoria; Philodinida; Philodinidae.
AUGCUAGAAAGAAUAAGACUAUGGGCUGAAACUAAUAGUUUAGUUCCAAUCGAACAGUCGGGAUUUCGUCCAGGUUGUCUUCUCCCUACCAAAGUUCUAUCUAUAUAUCAAGAAGUCAAAAACAAUAUGACAGCAAAUAUUCCAACGCUAGCAAUUUAUGUAGACUAUCAAAAGGCCUACGAUAAAGUGUGGCAUAAAGGUCUUAUCGUAAAACUCAACAGACUCAGUAUUCCUUUAAGACUAUUAAAAUUAAUUGUAUCGUGGCUAAAUGAUCGACGUCCAUAUGUUAUAUUUGGAGAGAACAAGUCGGAUAUAUUUUACACUUAUGUCGGUCUGCCUCAAGGUAGUAGUUUAAGUCCAUUCUAG